UCGUUCACCUCCUAAUCAGUUUUCCUGGGGGAUCUAUCAUCGACUGCAGCACGAGAGGCAAGUGGAGAGGCGGAAAAAAAGAAGAUUGUAGAUUUCUGCCCGGCUGUAAUCUUCUUCCAUCAGAAAUUUAAGCUUCAUACAAAUGACAGAAAUGGACGCCCCUCUCUCCACCCCCUGCAAUAUCCAGAUUUGUGAGGUGACCUGCGACUCCUUUCGCAUCAUGUGGGACAUGACCCCUGAGGACAGCGCCAGAGCCACGCACUUCUUCAUCGACCUGAGCCGCAAAGAGAGCAGGGACCCAAACCGCUUCAAACACAGGGAUGUGCCAACCAAGCUGGUGGCCAAAGCUGUGCCUCUGCCCAUGGCAGUGAGGGGACACUGGUUCCUCAGCCCGCGGACAGAGUACUGUGUCGCUGUCCAAACUGCUGUGCGGCAGCCAGACGGUGACUACCUGGUGUCUGAGUGGAGCCAAGUGGUGGAGUUCUGCACUGGGGACUACGCCAUGGAACACCUACAGCAGCUUCUCGACAAGGGCAAGGGCUCUGCAGGGAGGCUGCUAAAAUUCUCUGUGUUUUAUCGUAACCAGCACCCAGACUACUUCGACUAUGUCAGAAGGGAAUGUGGAGGCCUGAUGCGUCCAGCCCUAAAAGACAUCAGCGGGAGUCAUGGUUCUCCAAUCAAUGGCAAACUGCAGGGAGUCUUCUUCAGCUGCAACACAGAGUUUGAUACAGGCCUUCCCUCCAAAGACUCCCCGUACGGCCCCCUGCGUUUCCAGAUCCCAGCCGGUCACCUGCUCAACCCCAACAUCUCCCUGUACUUUGCAGACUUUUACUGUAUGUACACAGCCUACCACUACGUGGUGCUGGUGCUGGCCCCUGUCGGCUCAGAGGGAGACACCUUCUGCCGCACUCGCCUCCCUCUGCUGGACUUGGCCUCCAACCCCUUCCUGACAUACACUGCCCCCCAGAGACCCGGGGAGGAGCCUCUGUACUGCCACGCAAGCGACGUCAUCCUUGAGGUGCUUUUCACAGAGCCGGUUCCUUUGGAUCAAGGUAGCGUGCAGCAGAUCAGCGGGCACCACCAGCUCAUGAGUCUGACCACUGCCAACGCCAAGAAAGACCCGAGCUGCAAAGUGUGCAACAUCAGUGUGGGACGCUGAGGGAGAUGUAGGACAGACCUGGGAGUGUGUGAGCCUGCAAUACUGAUGUGUUGCACAAGACAAAAGAGUUGAGACCAUCACGUGUAGGUCAGGAAACAGUGGAGACAGCCCACCUCUCGGGGUGCGUGCAUGCUGCUGCCCCUCUUCCCUCCCGCCUGGACUAGAAUAGUGAGUAUAAAAUAGAAGACUUUAACAAUGCGUACUGCAGAGCUUCAUCAUGAUCACAGCUGGAAAACACUUCACCCAUGACUGCUGAACAAAACAUAAUUGAAGACACGAUAGGCUUUAGAAGGCUGGAAAAUAUAUGCGCUCCUUAUUUGUUGAGAGUCACCUGUGCUCUUUGGUACCUUUGUGGCAUUUCAUCAUUUUCUUAUUUUAGAUUAACAUUUUUUCCCUUUAGAUGUGUUUGAUUUCAUUUUUUUAUGCUGUACUACUAGUUGUGAAUCCUCUUGAAGAGAUUUUGUUUGAUACAACCUGAAAGCCAAAUACAAGAAGCAUGCCCCUUUCAAAACAUAAGAGGUCAUAACAAAUGUUUUGCUAUUUUUACUUAAUGCGAUACUCUCUAUUAGGUCACUGCCAUGUUAUUUGUGUUAAAAGAAAAGACCUAUUACUGCCAAACGUCUAAUAUCAGUGCUACAUUGUAACUUUAAUGUCCCUGCCAAAUGAUUCUUACAAAGCUCCUUGUAGAGGUAUGAUUUGGAGAUUGUCUAAAUGUUGCACAGCAGACUUUUACUGCAGAAAAACAUGGUGCAAUGUGACAAUGAAAGCAGAGCCAUUCAGUGUAUUGGGGUUUGGGGAGGAAGGUAAUGGGAAAGAUAGGAUCACAGAGUUCCCUGCAAUCAGUCUCUGACAGCCAGCCGAGGCUCUAUAAACAGGGCUGAGCUAAGAUUAGCUCCUCUCUUGCUAUGGGGUUUCUGUUUGUCCCUGCCCAGUAAUCUCUGACCUAUAUGGGAAUCCCAGAAAUGCCCAAAGUGAAAGGGAUCCCAUCCCUGGUGCACAACAGUGAUGCGUGCGCUGGUGAGUGGCCAAUAUGUAGGACAUGACAUAAGAGAGUGCAGUGAGAAU
This is a messenger RNA of Plectropomus leopardus (leopard coralgrouper), 2224 nucleotides long. RefSeq names its product phytanoyl-CoA 2-hydroxylase interacting protein (gene phyhip). Gene Ontology annotation, cellular component: cytoplasm. The record is from RefSeq and is a predicted model, not a curated record. Gene Ontology annotation, molecular function: protein binding. NCBI's taxonomy places the organism in Eukaryota, Metazoa, Chordata, Actinopteri, Perciformes, Serranidae.